Messenger RNA from Centruroides sculpturatus (bark scorpion), 1859 nucleotides. Its product is annotated as protein argonaute-1-like. The record is from RefSeq and is a predicted model, not a curated record. Lineage: Eukaryota; Metazoa; Arthropoda; Arachnida; Scorpiones; Buthidae. The coding region runs from base 216 to 1844 and encodes 542 amino acids. Gene Ontology annotation, molecular function: protein binding; RNA binding. The transcript is spliced from 14 exons.
GCUUCAAGACUGGUCCAUGAUAAAUAUGACUGUGAAUUCACACAAAACUAACUUUGGUAGAGUUAGAAGUUACUUUGCCAGGUGAAGGUAAAGAUAGAGUCUUCAGAGUUGCCAUUAAAUGGUUAGCAGAAGUUAGUUUAUAUUCUUUGGAAGAAGCUUUAGAAGGCCGAUCACGAACCAUACCCAUUGAUACAUUACAAUCUCUGGAUGUUGUUAUGAGGCAUUUACCCAGUAUGACGUACACUCCUGUUGGACGUUCAUUUUUUUCUUCUCCAGAUGGUUACUAUCAUCCACUAGGUGGUGGUAGAGAGGUAUGGUUUGGUUUCCACCAGAGUGUUCGUCCUAGUCAAUGGAAAAUGAUGCUAAAUAUUGAUGUCUCUGCAACUGCAUUUUAUAAAUCUCAGCCAGUGAUAGAAUUCAUGUGUGAAGUCUUAGAUAUUAGAGAUAUUGGAGAACAAAGAAAACCAUUAACAGAUUCUCAGAGAGUAAAGUUUACUAAAGAAAUUAAAGGAUUGAAAAUUGAAAUUACACAUUGUGGCAGCAUGAAAAGAAAAUACAGAGUUUGUAAUGUUACAAGACGUCCAGCUCAAUUACAGUCAUUUCCUCUACAGUUAGAAAAUGGACAAACAGUUGAAUGUACAGUUUCCAAAUAUUUCCAAGAUAAAUAUAAAAUGAAGUUAAGAUACCCUCAUUUACCUUGUCUUCAAGUAGGUCAAGAACAUAAGCAUACUUAUUUACCUUUAGAAGUUUGUAAUAUAGUUGCAGGCCAAAGAUGUAUUAAGAAAUUAACAGAUAUGCAGACUUCAACCAUGAUUAAGGCAACUGCUCGUUCAGCACCUGAUAGAGAGAGAGAAAUAAAUAAUUUGAUUAGAAGAGCUGAUUUUAAUAAUGAUCCUUAUGUUAGAGAAUUUGGACUGUCCAUUAGUAAUACAAUGAUGGAAGUUCGAGGGCGUGUUUUACCACCUCCAAAACUCCAAUAUGGUGGACGGACUAAACAACAAGCUAUUCCAAAUCAAGGUGUAUGGGAUAUGAGAGGAAAACAGUUUCAUACUGGGGUAGAAAUUAGAAUGUGGGCUAUUGCUUGUUUUGCACCACAGCGAACCUGUCGUGAGGACGCUCUGAGGAAUUUCACACAACAACUUCAGAAAAUAAGUAAUGAUGCUGGUAUGCCCAUUAUUGGACAACCUUGUUUUUGUAAAUAUGCUACAGGUCCAGAUCAGGUGGAACCAAUGUUUCGCUACCUCAAAUCUACAUUCCAAGGUCUUCAGCUUGUUGUUGUAGUUUUACCUGGUAAAACACCUGUAUAUGCUGAAGUAAAACGUGUUGGUGACACAGUUUUGGGUAUGGCCACUCAAUGUGUUCAAGCUAAAAAUGUGAAUAAGACGUCUCCUCAAACAUUAUCAAAUUUAUGCCUAAAGAUCAAUGUCAAGUUAGGAGGUAUUAACAGCAUUCUUGUUCCAAACAUAAGACCUAAAGUAUUUGGUGAACCUGUGAUAUUUCUUGGUGCUGAUGUGACACAUCCACCUGCUGGUGAUAACAAAAAGCCUUCUAUUGCUGCUGUUGUGGGAAGCAUGGAUGCUCAUCCCAGUAGGUAUGCAGCUACAGUUCGAGUGCAGCAGCAUAGGCAGGAAGUUAUACAAGAUUUAUCCUACAUGGUGAAAGAACUUCUGAUUCAGUUCUAUAAGUCUACAAGAUUUAAACCAAAUCGAAUUAUAUUUUAUAGAGAUGGGGUAUCAGAAGGACAAUUUCAUCAAGUUAGUUAUCAAUAUCAAUAUUACUUUUUAUUGAAAUCUUUUAAAAUUUAUAUUUAUAUAAUUGUUUGUUCUUUUAUAUUUUUAUUUUAAGAAAAGACUUUUCCA